Messenger RNA from Naegleria gruberi, 927 nucleotides. RefSeq lists its product as uncharacterized. Gene Ontology annotation, molecular function: phosphatidate cytidylyltransferase activity. The record is from RefSeq and is a predicted model, not a curated record. The coding region runs from base 1 to 927 and encodes 308 amino acids. Gene Ontology annotation, biological process: cardiolipin biosynthetic process; CDP-diacylglycerol biosynthetic process. Gene Ontology annotation, cellular component: mitochondrion. The transcript has a single exon. NCBI's taxonomy places the organism in Eukaryota, Heterolobosea, Eutetramitea, Acrasida, Naegleriidae.
AUGAUGGUAGAUAUGGUGCUUGCUGUGAGUGAUUCGUAUGAAUUUCACAAACAGAAUUUAUUAUUAAAUCCAGAGCAUUAUUCAGUGUUGAUGAGGAUUUUGGGACCGAGAGUGAUUACAUUGCUACAGGAAAAGUUUGGAGCUAGAAUUUAUUAUAAUACAAUGGUGGAUUUGGAUGAUAUUCAUACUGGUGUUAGGUCACCAUUUUUGUUUAAAUAUGGAGUUAUAAAGGCACAACAUUUAAUUAAAGAUUUGAAUAAUUGGGAAACUUUGUAUGUGUCUGGAAGAUUGCAAAAACCAACCUUUACAAUUGAUACAAUUGAUGAGAAUGUUAGAUCACUGCCAGGACAUGUGGAUACAUGGCAUCAAAAUAUCUGUCUAGCUCAGGAACACAAUUUGGAGCAUGCCUUAUUUACUGCAUUGAAAAUUAUUUUAUCUGAAAAUCAAUUGACAAAUGGAACAGAUCAAGAACAGGAUAUCAAAAUUAAUUUAUUCGAUUUAUUUGUAAUGAUUGCCUCGCUAUCCUAUCAAGGAGAUGUUAGAAUGAAAAUCAAGGGAGCAGAAAAUAAGAAUAAGGUGACUAAUAUUGUCACAACAAAUUAUGAACAUUUUAUAGAACUGUACGAACCAAUUAUGGAAAAGAGUAAAUUAUCGAUCAAAUUGGAUCCAGAUACUAAACAAAGUUAUGUGAAUAUUACCAAAUCAGAUGUGGAGAAGGUUCGUGGUAGAGAUCUACCUUUGAAUGUUCAACAACAGCUCAGUAAUCAAUCAAAGAUUACUGCUGAUAGCAUCCAACAAGCUAUUGCCAAGAUUGUUUCCUCAUCUAGUACAUCACAAACUCUGAAGGGUUUAAUUUCGGCUGGUCCUGUAAAGAGCUUUCACUAUGUUUUGGAAAAAUUGAAAAAAGGAUUAAAGAGCCACAAGUAG